AUGCCACGCAAAUGUAAAUAUCCACCAACUCCACCACAUAUUGCAAAUCUUCCUCAAUAUGCACAUCCAUUGCCCAAUGAUCUCCCAGAAGAAGCAUAUAGAGACAAUCCAGGUUAUAUAGUUUCAUCAUCUACUACUACAUCUGCAAUAUCAAUUUCAACAACACCUUUGGCAACAACUUCGACAACAACUCUAGCAACAACUCCAGCAACUACCUUAGCAACAACCUUAACAUCAACCCCAGCAACAACCCUAGCAACAACCUCAGCAACAAUCUUAGCAACAACCCUAGCAACAACCUUAGCAACACCCUUAGCAACAACUCAAGCAAUAGCAAGUUUGGAAUUAGUAUCA
Dentiscutata erythropus is the source of this 354-nucleotide messenger RNA. The record is from the annotation of a GenBank genome assembly. Lineage: Eukaryota; Fungi; Glomeromycota; Glomeromycetes; Diversisporales; Gigasporaceae.